Molecule: messenger RNA, 912 nt
Organism: Adineta steineri
Lineage: Eukaryota; Metazoa; Rotifera; Eurotatoria; Adinetida; Adinetidae
Source: the annotation of a GenBank genome assembly
AUGCAUAACUCUACCGACCGUGUUAUCGAUGAUCCACAAUCAGAUUUAUUUGUUAUUAAAUCCAUACCUGGUAAAGGCUAUGGGAUGUUUGCCAAACGUGAUUUACAAUGUGGUACAAUUAUUGUAUGUGAAAAACCAUUAAUGAAAUAUCCAAAUGGUUCGCCGCCAUGGCUUCUAGAAGCAAUCUAUGAUAAAUUAGAUUCAGAAACCCAACGUCGUAUUCGAUUUUUAAGUGCAUCUAAACCUUGGAAACAUCCUCUCGAUAGUAUAUGUGAAACAAAUAGUAUUCCAUUGGCUCAUGGUUCUGAAGAAAAAGGUGUAUUUUAUUAUAUAUCAAUGGUCAAUCAUUCAUGUGAAUCAAAUACAUUUUGGAUAUGGUUUGAUUAUAAUAAUAAACAAGAAAUGAAAUUAAUUGCUGAUCGUCGUAUCAAAGCUGGUGAAGAGCUUGUCUGUUCAUAUAUAGAACGAUUUCAAACACGUCAACGACGACAUGAAUUUUUACAAUAUACUUGGUUAUUCAAAUGUCAAUGUUAUGUUUGUGAACAACAUGAAAAAGAUAAAGAACUUGAUGAACUAUAUGCUUCUUUAUCAAAAAAUUAUGAUUAUAUUAUGGAUUUUGAUUCGAAAGUAUCAGAAGAACAUAUAAAAAGAUUUUUAAAAUCAGUAAAAUUCGUACAAGAACAUUAUCAUAAUAGUUUAAUACAAAUGUUUUUGUUACAUUUAUGUAUUCUUUUACCAUGUUGUAUGUUGAAAAAAUGGGAAGAUGCUUUGAAAUAUGCCAAAAAAGCAAUUUUUCUUGGACGAAUGAUAUAUGAUGAUGAUUAUGAAAGAUAUUUAAUAACAGUAAAAGAUAUAAUUAUGGCAAAAGUACCAAUGAAACAUCGUAUUGGAUUUGAUAAAUAUUUAGUAUAA